Phytophthora nicotianae INRA-310 is the source of this 129-nucleotide messenger RNA. RefSeq lists its product as hypothetical. Bases 1 to 129 code for a protein of 42 amino acids. The transcript has 2 exons. The record is from RefSeq and is a predicted model, not a curated record. Lineage: Eukaryota; Oomycota; Peronosporomycetes; Peronosporales; Peronosporaceae.
AUGACGAGAGAAGGGCUGUUCGAGCGCCGCAGAUGGCAAACUCAUUCUGGAACCUACUUCCGUGCGCUCAAGUCAACAACUACGCUCGACUUUCAAGACCAAGCAUGCGUGCUUUCUUCACUAUACUAG